Aphidius gifuensis is the source of this 2823-nucleotide messenger RNA. RefSeq names its product semaphorin-2A-like. Gene Ontology annotation, molecular function: chemorepellent activity; semaphorin receptor binding. The transcript has 16 exons. Lineage: Eukaryota; Metazoa; Arthropoda; Insecta; Hymenoptera; Braconidae. The record is from RefSeq and is a predicted model, not a curated record. The coding region runs from base 1 to 2823 and encodes 940 amino acids. Gene Ontology annotation, biological process: negative chemotaxis; positive regulation of cell migration; semaphorin-plexin signaling pathway.
AUGUUUCCAAUGGUCAUUUCGAAACAGACAAUAACAUGGAUUUCAAUGUUCAUAUUGAUUGGUGGUGCUUCAACUUCUAACAUUGUUAAACCACUAAAAAAAGAACAUAUUCUGGGUGAAUUUAGCUAUGGAAAAUUAUAUUAUCGUACAUUUUACAUGGACAACUCGGAUGAUGUACUAUACGUUGGUGCUAUGGAUCAUAUUUUCAAGUUAGAUUUAUUCAACAUCAACGCCAGUCAUCCCAAAACUGACAAACUUGAACUAAUAACAUCACGUAUUCCUUAUUGGAUAUCUGAAAAACCUUAUGAUUUAAAUAGUCACAAUCAUAUAAAAGUAAUUCAAUCAUUUGGGAAAGAUCGUCUGUACAUAUGUGGUUCACAUGCAGAAGAUCCAAGAAAUUGGAUAAUUAAUAAAAACUUGACUCGAAUUUCGAAGAAUGAUGAUGGCUGGCUGUCUGCAUAUUCAAUAUGUAGUAAAUAUCUUGAUCAAAAUGAUGCUUCUGUUAUGGUCACCAAAAAUCAUAUCGAUGAUGAUGAACAACAACUUUAUACAACAAUUGGUGAUAAUCUUCGUGGGGAUAGUUAUCCUUCAUCAAUAUUCAGGACAAAAUUUAACUUAAAUAAUACAUAUCUUGCCGCAACUGAGAUUAGAUCAUCCUCUUCGAAUAUAAAGUUUUUGUUUGGUGAAUCAGUCAAUGUUGUUGGAUCAUUUGAGAUUGAAGAUCAGAUAUUUUUUUUCUUCAGUGAAUAUGGCACCGUAGAUGAUAACCAUAAUGAAAUUUUAGCUAUCGAGAAUCAAAUUGAGACAAUAGAUUCUCCAACGAAACCAAAAAAAAUUUUCUCAAGAGUGGCUAGAAUUUGUAAAGAGGACAAUGGCUUUGGAGAACCACGAGCUUGGUCUACUUUUUCAAAAGCAACUCUCGAAUGCAAAUCAUCACAUUUGAAUUCCAAUAAAAUUGAAAGCAUCUACAAAAUUCCUAACGAUAAUACUCAUUUUUAUGGUACAUUUACUGCAACACAAAACAACAGUGUUACUUCAGCAAUUUGUUUUUUUAGCAUUGAUGACAUAAAAAAAGCGUUUGAUGGUCCAUUUAGAAAAGUUGUGUAUUAUGAUGAUACUUUGAAUUCAUCAGAAACAAUACCUGAACCAAAUCCAAAUCUUUGUAGUCGUAAUUUAACUGAAAAACGAUAUUCUAAAGCACCAUAUUUUCUUAUGGAUUAUGUUAUACCUUCCAAACAAAAUAGAAUUAUUUUUAAUAUUACAAAUGUUAUUCUGACUAAGCUUGUUGUUGAUAAACUCAUGAGUAACGUGACAGGAGUUGAUGCUGAGUAUACAGUCUACUAUGCUGGUUCAAAUAAAGGUCGAGUAUAUAAAUUAGUUCAAUGGACCAAUGAAAAAGGAAAAAUAAGAACUGAAAAACUUGAUGAAUUUGAUGUAACUCCGGAUGAAGAAAUUCGUGCCAUGGAAAUAUCAUCAAAGUAUAGUUCUCUUUACGUUGCCUCGGACAAUUGUAUUAAACAGAUUAGUUCAAUUUUAUGCAACAGACACAAGGAUGAUCCUCGUCGAUGUAAACGUGAUCCAUACUGCAAACUUGAUAUUAAAAAUAAAAAAAAUUGUGAACUCCAAGUGAAUAGUAAUAAAAUUCGACGUAGUAAUCCAUUAAACGAAACAACAGCACCAAAGCCAGCUCUUAGAAAUGCUAAUUCAACACAAAAUAUUAAAACUAAUAAUUCUUUUGAAACCACGACGAUCAAAACUAUGACGGAAAAUUUUAUUGCAAAAUAUAAUAAACUACCAAACAUCACAACUGAAAACCCAUCUACAUCGAAAUUUAUAAAAUCUGAAACUAUUUUGGAUCAAGAUAUUCCAACCACAACGAUUGUGCCACAAAUUUCAACUACAGAUAUUCUACAAAAUUUCACCAUGUUCGAUGAUAAAACAACAAUUUCGGACAGAAUUAUUUCAACCUCAAGAGAUGUAUCACCAGUGUUACAUACAACAGGUAUACUACAAAAUGCAACAACGAUAUCAGGUGCAAAUAUUUCAAUCACAACAGAUAUACCAACAGUGAUGAGUACAACAGAUAUGAUACAAAAUUUAACUACAGCAUCAUCAGAUGACAACAUUUCAACAACAAAUUCAUCACUAGUGUUGAAUACAACAGAUUUUCUACAGAUUCCAACAACAGAUAUACCACCGAUGCUGAGUAUACCAGAUAUGUUACAAAAUUUAACAACAGCAUCAUCAGACGACAACAUUUCAACAACAAAUAUAUCACUAGUGUUGAAUACAACAGAUUUGCUACAGAUUCCAACAACAGAUAAAAGUAUUUCAACAACAGAUAUACCACCGAUGCUGAGUAUACCAGAUAUGCUACAAAAUUUAAUAACAACAUCAUCAGAUAACAGUAUUUCAAUGACAACAGAUAUGCCACCAGUGUUAAAUACAACGGAUAUACCACCAAUAUUGAGUACAACAGAUUUACUGCAAAAUUCGACAUCAACAAAUUUAUCGUUGCAAGACGAUUAUACAAUGGCACAUAGUAAAAUGACAAUCUUGGAUACAAAUUUUUCAACCACAACGAAUAUGCCUCAGAUUUUAACUGCGACAAAGAUGUCACAAAUCUCAACAACAGAUUUAUCUUUGCCAGAUAAUUAUACCACGACAAUUGUGGAUAAAAAUAUUUCGAUGACAACAGAUGUGCCAAAAACAAGUACACCAGAUAUUUUACACAAUGCAACUAAUGCUGUUGAAAUGAAUUUUGAAAGAGAUAUCAGAACGAUUGUCUAUAUGACAUUAACAGGAUUUAUCGUUAUGAAAUAA